AUGGACGCUUACUUUCUUAACCAGUUUGCCAUGGGGGACCUCAUCAAAAGCCUUGAGCAAGUCCAUGGAGACCUCGACAAAUGCAUUAUGCUGAUCGACACUGCUGAUUACCGUUUCAAAAAACGAUUUCUUGGGUGGCAGUUCACCUCUGAAGGAGAUGGAUGUGGUCACACGCUGUUAGGCCCUGACAGUGGGACGUUGACAUCAAGGAAUUAUCCUGGAACCUACCCAAACCAUACCUUGUGUGAGUGGCAAAUCCAAGUGCCUGAAGGAAAGAACAUUUUUGUCAAAUUUGGAGACCUAGAUUUGCAGUGUACCUCUGAUUACCUCAAAAUCUUCAAAAAAACAUCAUCUUCAAUAACUGAAUGUGGUACUUAUUGUGGAAGCCUAAACCUGGACUCCAGAGAAAUCCACAUAGACAGCAAUGAAGUAAGCAUUCAGUUUAAAAGUGGCUCCCAUAUAUCAGGACGUGGAUUCUUACUGUCAUAUGCUACAAGUAGCCAUCCAGAUCUAAUUACCUGUUUGGAUAAAGGAAACCAUUAUGAUGAGCCACAGUUCAGCAAGAAUUGUCCUGCUGGUUGCAAAGCUGUGAUAGGAGAAGUCUCUGGUGAUUUUUCUCAAGGAUAUAGGCAUACGUCACCCCUUUGCAAAGCUGCCAUUCAUGCUGGUGUAAUACUAGACAGACUAGGUGGCAAUAUAGACGUUGUUCAGCAUAAAGGUCUGAGUCGAUAUCCAGGUAUCCUGGCAAAUGGUGUUUUGUCAAAAGAUGGAUCUCUGUCAGAUAAACGGAUUGUGUUUAACACUAAUGGUUGUAAUCAACCAUUGGGAAUGGAAUUGGGACACAUUGCUGAACAUCAGAUCAAUGCCACGUCAUUCUGGCAACGGACAGACGCAAAUGGUCAAACUCUCAGUUGGUCACCAAACAAAGCACGACUUAAUGUUCUAGGACCUAGCUGGGCUGCUGCUGAAGGUGAGAACCAGCAGUGGCUCCAAAUAGAUUUAGGAGACAGGAAAUGCCUCACAGGAAUCAUAACCACAGGUUCCACACUUCCAAGCUUUCACUUUUAUGUAGAAACUUAUAAGGUAUCCUUCAGUAAAGAUGGCCAAAAAUGGAAGAUCUACAAAGACAGCAACAAUAAUGUUGGACAGAUAUUUAAGGGCAAUACUGAUUACUAUCAACUGACCCGCAAUAAUUUCAUCCCUGCCAUCUUUGCACGUUACAUUCGUGUCAUUCCUCAAAGCUGGAAUCAAAGAAUAGCCAUGAAAGUGGAGUUAAUAGGAUGCCAGCAAAUAAGAUCAAUUACAGGUAAUAAACAAAAACCUACUCAUCCUAUUGACAUACAGGACAAAGAAAAUGUGAACAGUACAGAUCGUGUAAUUACAAAAGAUAUAAAUUGUGGAAUAUUACUCAUAGCCAUUGUGGUUCCGUUUGUACUUCUUGUAGUACUUACAAUAUUGGGAAUUUACACUUUCAAGAGUUUAAAAAAAAGGAAGACACAAGAUACUGGCACCUUUGGUCAAAAAACAGCUUGCUGGAAACAAUUCAAACAGUCUUUCAAAAGACCCCAGUCAACUGAGUUUACCAUUAACUACAGCCAUGAAAAGGAGAUCUUGCAGAAACUUGACAUUGUCAGGAGUGACUCAUCAGAUUACCAGCUCUCCGUGAUGUUUGGAACAGUAAGAGUGGCGAGAAAAGGCUCCACCUUUAAACCAAUCGACACAGACGAUAAUGAUGGAACUGGUGGAACAGAUUCAAUGUGCCAUUAUGUCAUCCCACUUAUUGAAAACCAACAUGAAUAUGCAGAACCUUUAACUAAUCAGGAACCAGUAUAUGCAACCCCAAUUGUUGACAAAGUGCAACACCUCAGUUCUUCUACAAGAAAGAAUCAAUGCUCAAAAGAAGCUUCCUAUAAUGUGCCAGUAACAUCUUUAACAAAACCACCUUUGUCUUCUCAAGUGACUGAUUUUCACAUUGAACCCAACAUUCCUAACGGUAAUGGACUACACCCUUGUAGUGUAUUUUAUAAAAUACCACAAGGUGUUACUAAUUAUUCAAAGAAUGGCAAAGCAGAAUAUGAUCAGCCAGCAAGUAACAGCACUCCAAGUGUUGGCAGAUUUUGUGGUAAUUGAAAUUUUCACUAUUGUCAGUGAAACGAAUCUGGCAUCCCUAAAGAAAUCGCUAAAGCUGUGAACUGAUAAUUCAAGACUUUACUUGUCGUUGCAAAACAACAAUAAACUGCAAGCAUAUCACCAAAGUGGAACAUAUGAGUAAGCUGUAGCAGUUUCAUGCCACACCUGGUAUCAGUCUCUCAGAUCCACCAUUGUUAGAAUGAAAUUCUAUUUUCUGUCAAUAUGUAAAUUUAGUAUAUAUUAGUAAAAAAGGAGAUGUUUCAAAAGAGAAACUGUUCGAAGUUGCACCUGUUUAUUAUAUCCCAUGCCUUAAUUGGUAUAAAUAUGCUGCUAAAAAUACAAUGUGCAAUUUGAUUUAUGAGAUGCUGUUAAUGUGGAGAUUGGUUACAUGCUUUUGCUUAUUCAUAGUAAAUUUUUAUAUGUGCAUAUUUUCCAAUUCUCAGCACUGCAAUAUAGGGAUUUUAACUUUUAAGCAAUGGAAAUAGACAGAAAAUUUAAUUCAGUUUUUUGCUGUUAAAGAAUGAACUAUUAUUAUGAGAAACCUUUCCUUAUUGUAUGCAAGUUUUUGUUUCAAUUUAUUAUUGGUAACUGGAAAGAGUUUUUAAUGUUUUUUUCUCAUAUUGUGUAUGCUAAUAUAGUUCAUUGUAAUAGUUUGUUGCUGGCUCAUUCGAUGACCUAUGGAAGUUGGCUGUAAUUUUUUAUUUAAUAGCCAAUAGUUCAAUACCAACCACUGUAUAUAGUAUUCUUACCAUAUUGUAUUGUUCAACUUGACAGGCUUCAUUUUAACUUCCUCAAGAUAACAGCUGUUUCACAAAACAAAUCUAGCCAAUGUGAAAAUUAGUUUUGUUUCAGGUUUAACCUAGUUUAGCCUAACAUUGUUGGACUCUGCCUUUAAAUGGUUAUUCACUAUUGUGAUGUCAUUCUAUAACAGUGCCAAAGGUGCUGGAAAAUGUGGUUAUAAUUAAGUUAGAAAUCACACAACACCAGGUUAUAGUCCAACAUGUUUAAUUGGAAGCACACGAGCUUUCGGAGCGUUGCUCCUUCAUCAGGUGGUAGUGGAGGGCUCAAUCCUAACACACAGAAUUUAUAGCAAAAAGUUACAAUGUGAUGUAACUGAAAUUAUACAUUAAAAAAUUGAUUGUCUGUUAA
Hemiscyllium ocellatum (epaulette shark) is the source of this 3279-nucleotide messenger RNA. RefSeq names its product discoidin, CUB and LCCL domain containing 1 (gene dcbld1). The coding region runs from base 1 to 2130 and encodes 709 amino acids. The record is from RefSeq and is a predicted model, not a curated record. Lineage: Eukaryota; Metazoa; Chordata; Chondrichthyes; Orectolobiformes; Hemiscylliidae. The transcript is spliced from 16 exons.